Lytechinus pictus (painted urchin) is the source of this 5750-nucleotide messenger RNA. Its product is annotated as acetoacetyl-CoA synthetase-like. The record is from RefSeq and is a predicted model, not a curated record. Gene Ontology annotation, biological process: lipid metabolic process. Lineage: Eukaryota; Metazoa; Echinodermata; Echinoidea; Temnopleuroida; Toxopneustidae. The transcript has 18 exons. Gene Ontology annotation, molecular function: acetoacetate-CoA ligase activity. The coding region runs from base 1 to 2109 and encodes 702 amino acids.
AUGGGGAGUGUGGCUGCAUACCAGCUUCUGGAAGAUGCUCCUCUUGAUGAAAGUAGCAUGCCCACAUCACUAUCAACCAUGAGCCAUGAUACUGUCCAUUUCGAAACAUACGAUGACCUUUGGCAGUGGUCAGUGGAUCAUUAUGCUGAAUUCUGGGGAGAAUGCUGGAAAUAUUUUGACAUUGUACAUUCUCAACCAUACACCAGGGUAGUUGAUCCACAUAAAGGAAUAGAUGAAGUACCAGUGUGGUUUGAGGGCAGCAGACUCAACUUUGCUGAAAAUCUUCUGAGGUAUAGAGAUGACAGGGUUGCUCUUUUUGCUGCAGUGGAAGGAAACAAAGAAGUUGAAAGGAUAACGUAUGCUGAGCUGCAUGACGUUGUUUGCCAGUUUGCUGCAGCUUUAAAGAAGAUGGGAGUCCAGGCAGGAGACAGGGUGGUCGGUUAUAUUCCCAACUGUGCAGUAGCAAUUGAGGCCAUGCUUGCAGCAGCUAGUAUAGGGGCCGUUUGGAGCUCCACAUCACCAGAUUUUGGAGUAACUGGUGUGUUGGAUAGGUUCAAACAGAUCAAACCAAAGGUAAUCUUCUCUGUGGAUGCUGUCAUCUAUAAUGGCAAGACCCAUGACCACCUUGCUAAGCUAAGGCAGGUCGUAGAUGGACUCCCGGAACUGGAGAAGGUUGUUGUCAUACCCUACGUCAGAGCACCGGCUGAACUUGACCUCUCAAACAUUCCAAAUAGCACAUUUUUGCCAGAAUUUUUGGCGUCUGGUCAGGAGACAGAUGGCACCUUCCCACCAUUGGAGUUUGAACAGUUACCCUUCAACCAUCCUCUCUUCAUUAUGUAUUCAUCUGGCACCACAGGAGUACCAAAGUGCAUGGUCCAUUCUGCAGGGGGCACACUUAUUCAGCAUCUGAAAGAGCACAUACUCCAUGGCAAUAUGAGAAGAGAAGACAACAUCAUUUAUUAUACAACGACUGGAUGGAUGAUGUGGAACUGGCUAGUCUCUGGCUUGGCUGUAGGCAGCGGUGUAGUCCUCUAUGAUGGAUCACCUUUAGUUCCUGGACCUAAUGUACUUUGGGACCUCAUAGACAUGUUAGACAUUUCCAUCUUGGGAACUGGUGCUAAAUGGCUCUCUGUACUUCAAGAUAAAGGAGUACAUCCAAGAAAAACACAUAGACUUGAGAAGCUUCAUACGAUACUGUCUACUGGUUCACCUUUGACCCCUGCUUCAUAUGACUAUGUGUAUUCAUGUGUGAAAGAAGACCUUCUACUGGGCUCAAUAACAGGUGGGACUGAUCUGAUCUCAUGCUUUGCUGGUCAGAACUGGACAGUACCGGUUUACAGAGGAGAGAUCCAGGCUAGGAAUCUAGGAAUGGCUAUUGAAUCAUGGAGCGAAGAAGGCAAACCAGUAUAUGGAGAGAGUGGAGAGUUGGUUUGUAUAAAACCAUUCCCAUGCAUGCCAACUCACUUUUGGAAUGAUACUGAUGGAUUCAAAUACAAGAAGGCUUACUUUGCUAAAUUCAGAGGUGUUUGGGCUCAUGGUGAUUUUUGUACGAUUAAUCCCAAGACAAAAGGAAUUUACAUGCAGGGGCGCAGUGAUGGGACUCUGAAUCCAAAUGGUGUCAGAUUUGGAAGUUCAGAUAUUUACAACAUUGUUGAACGUGUGAAGGAGAUCCAAGACAGUCUAUGUGUUCCUCAGAGGAAUGCUGUCAAUGAGGAGCGUGUUAUUCUCUUUCUCAAGAUGGCCCCAGGAAUGACCUUUGACCAGGAUCUGGUCAAGAGAGUCAAAGUUCAAAUCAGGUCUGAACUAUCAGCCCGGCAUGUGCCUGCCCUUAUUCUGGAGACCAAAGACAUUCCAUAUACUAUCAGUGGUAAGAAGGUGGAGGUUGCUGUAAAGAAGAUUAUUGCUGGAGAGAAGAUCGUUCAGAGGGGAGCAUUCUCAAACCCAGAGUCUCUUGAUCUCUAUCAAGAUCUACCAGAAUUACAAGGUUAUUCCAAACCACUCAAGAAUCCCGGCCCUCCGAUUUGUGCUGAAGUCCAGGCAAAGAAAUCAUUGGUUCUCAAUACCAGUACAUCAACUUCCAGCAUUGAGUCCACCUCACCAGAAAAUUAGACCCUAUCUUGUUAUUGUUGGAUUGCAGCGAACUUCCUUUUUCACAAUCAAUAUAACAAUGCUUAGCAUAUGCUCAUUGUGAGUAGCUUUAAAUGUCAACAGCAUUCUCAAUCAGAAAGUAGCUGCCCUAAAGACCAAUUUGAAACAAUAGUUUUGUAUAGCUUUAAGGGAAUAUACAUGUAUUUAGACAUUACAUUUAACAAGGGAUAUCAAAUUGUUAAAGUAUUCUUUUUUCAGUAAAAGAAGGUUCCAGGAUAAAUCUGGAGUAAUGUGAUUUAUUAGACACUGAAGACUUCAUUGCAUAAUGAAAACUAAUUGGGUGUCAUUCAGUUUACCAGGAGUAGUGAAUUCAACCAAGGGUGGGUGGUCUCUCUUGAUUUUACCAUGUAAAUUACCAGUAUUCAAAUCCAUGUUCCAUUUUAUCAACAGAUAAUGAACUAUGGCAUGGGAAAAUGAAAAGAGUAGAUAUUUUCACAAUAUAGAUGUGACCUUGUAAAAGAGUCAAGCUUUGACUAUAUUGAACAUCAAUGAACAAAAGUUUAAUCAUUGUCUACAGGGACAGGGUUUUCCACAGUACGAAUCAAGUUUAUGGAUUCAUUAGUCAAAAAAAUAACCAAACAAAAAUUUCACUGAAGCUAUUUAGGCAUAGACAGGUAGCUAAAUCUUUAAUGAGAUAAUUAAUUAACCAUUAAUUUUAUAUUCAAAUCAUUUUAAAGCAAUUAUCACUAUAUUCUUUUGUUUCUUAUGUAUUCCAUGUCAGAAUUUGUUAGUUAACAUUGAAAAAAAUGUUAAUCCCUAAACCAUGCAUUAGGUAGGGGUUAUGUGCAAUUCUUGCUCUUACAGUAUUCAGCUAUAGAGAGAAGUCUGUAUAUUAAAGUUUUGUUAUGUCCCUUCAUAUUUAAACUUUGCUCAAGAUUUAAAUGAUUGUAGGUCUGGAGCAAGAUAUAUUGCAGCACAUGUGUUUUAUUCAGUCAAUUGAUUGUUUCCAGCCCAUGGAUCAGUCCCAGGGAUCAGUCCAGGGAUCAGUCCAUGAUACACACGUUUUCACUCAUCCUUACAUUGAUCAGACAGUUUGCAUGAGUUCAAUGAUGAUUACUGACUGCAUGCUCAACAAGAAGAAUCCUGAUAUCGAUUGGAUAAAAACAUGAUACAAUGUAAUGUAUAACGGAUGAAAAAUUGUAACCAAUCAUAUGCAUUUUAUUGAAAGCAUAAGACAAUACAAGCACUUGAGUCAUUAAAAAAAAGGAUUAUGAUGGUGCCUGUAAAAAUUCUUUCAAAAUACAUGUAGCUGAAUGAAUUGAAAAGAAAAAUGGGGAAAUCUUUAUAAUCAAAUUCUUUUAUUUUCAUUUUGUAAGCAAUGCUUAUGAACCUUGCAUUGUUCUUCAAAUGAAGAUAUACAUGAACCAACUUUUCAACGUGUCGGAAGCUGUGUUGUGGUAAUGGUCUAUCAUUGUAAUAAAUCUAGGGAAAAAAAACUUACACAUCUAGCCUCUUUCUUCACUGAGCUAUGUCCAUAAAAUGUUGCUCACACAGAUUAUUGUUUAUCUUUGGAUAUAUUACCAUUUGAUCAUGUGCAAAUCAAAGUGAUAUAUAAGAGAAUAAUGUCACUAGAAAACAUUUUGGAUUAGUCAGUUUAAGAGUCCCAACGUGGAUGCAUUCUGGCAAUACCCACCUGGCUAUAACCUCGUAGAAAAUGCAUGCCAUGCCAGAAAAUCAACUCAGGGUGGCAGUAGUGUAGGAAUCAUGUUCUAUAUAUCUUAUAUUGUAUUGGCAAUGGGAUGAAUUCAUCAUGUAAUCAAGAUCAUAAGGUUCAUAACACAUGAAUUGAUAUGACUUGAGAGAAGUGUGCUAUUAUUUCCUGCCUGAACUGAGUAUGAUGUUAGUAUCUUGUGCAGAAUUGCUUCUAUACUGGUUUUCACACUGUAUAAUGCUCAUAUUUCGAUGUGUGUAUGUCAUUCAACAUAUUGUAGUUUUACUUGCAUGUUUGCAUGUGCAUCACCAUAAUGACCAUACAUCUCAGAUAAAAUGGUAAUUUUUGAGAUAAUUGACUCAUAAAAUUUGUGAAAUGGAACUACUAUCAAAAAGCUCAGGUCAUGCAUUAAAUGUCUGUGAUAGACAAAGAGUUAAAUAAGAUAGUUAUUGUAAAGCUGAAGUUUGAUUCAUAUUGGAAUCUUGGUGAAUUCGAACAGGUUGUGAAGACUAUAGCGAACACAAAUUCUUUUUUUCUUAAUGUGCCUGUAAUGUUCAUAAGACAUGCAAUUGUUGCUAUGUAUUUUUUUUCAUGUAGAAAUGAUAUAGAUUCACAUCAUACAAAGUUUUGAUUUAGUACAAAGUAUAUAUAAGCACUCCCACUUUAUGUAAAUAGCUUUAUGUAAAUGUAGUUAUUAGGGUAUAUAAAAUGGCUGAUAGCUUUGUUUAUUUGUCCCCCCCCCCUGGUUAGUCUCAUGCCUGUAUCACAGCAUAUCCUCAUAUACAAUCCCUGGUGAUCUCACACUGAGUCACGGUUUCCUGCCCACAAUCUCAUGCAUUGCUGGUCUUUGACCUUAGCAUCUCUGCCCCCUCCCCCUCUCUCUAUUUCCCUCUAUUCUGUCCGUGUUUCUUUUGAUGUCUGCACAAAUUCGUCGUGUUUGCUGUAAAGAAUGGGUUAUCAAUUAUGUGUUGGGGUACCUCUUUCUCUCUAAUGAUUUGUUGAUGUUAUGGAAAUUGUGUAUAGUAAUGGCAUUCUCCUGCCUGGGUAUUAAUUUGUGAUAAAUUUAUCAAUUAUUUUAUUCUGUAAUAUAAACAACAUACAUGUCUUCAUGACAAUCUGUAUUGUCUUGUUUUAGCCGAUUCUCAAAUUAGAAUCCUAAUAGAUUACAACAAGAUACAUUAGUAUUCAUAUUUAUUUGAUGUUUGCAUGCCCAGAGUAAUAGGAAAGAAAAAAUGCAACAAAACCCUGAUUUCAAAAAUCGCUCUCAGGGAUUAAAAUUUGUGUUUGUUUUCCAAUCAAAAUAUAAUUUAAAUUCAAUAUUAGCUUCCUGGUUCAUCUUAUACAUAUUGUCUUUCCUAGGCUCCAUAUUUUAUUGUGAAUGUAGCAGUCAAAUAUUCAUAUCGAUGCUACAUGUUAUAUGCCUUAUAAGCUAUGAUUUGUAGAAGUUUUCACUUACUAGAAGGAGCAAACUUUUGGAAGUCAAGAGUAGGCACAAAAAUAUUUCAUGUGAUCAAAUUGUAACAUAUUAUUUAUUAAUUUAUGUUUAAAGAUUUACAUUUAGUUUCAAAGUAGAAGUAUCACAGUUAUAUACCGUAUAUCUAUGUGCUUCUAAAAAAAUACAAUCUUAUCAGGAAAUCUUUGACUUUAAGUUAUUUUUCCACAUUCCUUUCCCAUCGUGUAGGGCUGAGAAAAAUGAAUUAAAAGCUAAUAAUGCCUCAGUGUCUUGACAUAUGAGAGGUAGGUUCAUGAGAAAUAGUUGGCGUUUCUGAAAUAAUGGUGGAUAUUUUAUCACGUGGUUCUUCAAGGUCUUUAUCAUGUAGGUAUUUUAGGUGAAUUUAUAUUUUUCUGUGUUACCCCAUACAUCUGUAGAAUUGAGUUGGAUAUAUGUAAUAAAUAUAUUCACAUGUUUGCAGUCAGCUGAAUAAAGAUAAUACAAACUUUUAAGAAAACA